Messenger RNA from Lactuca virosa, 426 nucleotides. NCBI's taxonomy places the organism in Eukaryota, Viridiplantae, Streptophyta, Magnoliopsida, Asterales, Asteraceae. The record is from the annotation of a GenBank genome assembly.
AUGGGAAAUUCAAAUAGGUCCUUAGGGGACAUGUUUGGUAACACUUCACCUGAUUACUUGCCCUUUGAGUUUAGGGAUCUAGAAGUUGAUCUUGAGGCUGUUUGUACAUUUCUGUUGGUGGUGAUGGAGCUGGUAACAGCAGUGGAGCUUCACGAGCACUUGUUGAAGAUCUUCAAUGGUCAGUUUGAAGAGCUUCAUCAAAGACAAUCUCAAUGGACCGUUCCUGACACAGAGCUUAGAGAAUCUCUCAGAGUUGCAGUUGUUGAAGUCUUGUUGCCUGCAUACAGAUUUUCCAUUAAAUGUUUUGGGGCACUUGUUGAGAAUGGGAAGAAUCCCGAUAAGUACAUAAGGUAUUCAAUAGAGGAUCUUGACCAGAUGCUUUGUGAAAUUUUCGAGGGUAAGACUUUGAACGAAGCAAGACGAUAG